Molecule: messenger RNA, 2139 nt
Organism: Ipomoea nil (Japanese morning glory)
Lineage: Eukaryota; Viridiplantae; Streptophyta; Magnoliopsida; Solanales; Convolvulaceae
Product: pectinesterase-like
Exons: 1
Coding region: 305-2044 (579 amino acids)
Biological process (GO): cell wall modification
Molecular function (GO): pectinesterase activity; pectinesterase inhibitor activity
Source: RefSeq, a predicted model, not a curated record
UAACUGAAAUUUCUGAAAAGUUGGGCAUCCAUGCAAAUGCAUACACUGUACGUACGUCAUCCUUGUUUCACGUUGCUCGAUCGAUCUGAUCUAUUCGAUCCGCAUAGCUAGCUUAGCCUGCUAGCAUUGUUAUAUAAACGUACUUCAAUUCCUUCAUCUACAAUAUAAUAAUCCAAACCCACCCAUCAUCUCACAUCCCCGCCCCCCCAUCGUUCUUCUCUUCUUCGAUCCUACAUACUGUAACAAUAAAUGAAAUAAGGAAAGAAGGGGGGUGGGUUAUUAAUUAAUAAUAACCAGGAGAAAGAUGGCGGGUAACAAUAUAGCCAUUACUUUGGUAUCCCUCAUCUUAGUGGUGGGUGUUGUGUGCGGAGCCGUUUUGGUCUUACAGGGCGUUGACGAUGCAUCCUCUGGCAAGGGCGAUCAUGGUGUUUCCACAGGUUCCAUGAAGUCUGUCACUACAUUCUGCCAAUACGCCGAGUAUAAAGACGUAUGCGCCAAGAGUAUCUCUCACGUCGCUAACAACCACUCCGCCACCACUAAGGACUUCAUUUUUGCUGCUAUUAAGGCUACGCUGGAGGAAGUCCACAAAUCCCACCAGCUUGUGGUUAACACCAAGAUUGAACAGAGCACCGACCCUUACAAUCAUAUGGCCAUUGAGGAUUGCAAGGAAAUGCUCCAAGAUGCCAUUGAUGACCUUCAAGCUUCUAUAUCUGUUGUUGGUGACACCGAGCUUCACACCCUCAAACAUCGCGCCGACCAGCUUCUCAACUGGAUGUCUGCGGUGUACGCUUACCAAACUACCUGCACCGAACAAAUUGAAUCUCGGUUAUACAAAUCUGCCAUUGAGGAUGGCAUGAUCAACGCCACCCAGCUCACCAAUAAUGCAAUCAAUAUCAUCGCUGAGAUGUCUAAGCUCCUAAAGGCAUUCAACAUCACAACAACCACCGACUUACUUCAUAAGGCAGCUGACAAAAAUAACAACAACAACAACAACACUACCUCUCGUCGCCUCCUCCAAACUGACCAUUUCCCAGAGUGGUUCCCUAUUGCAGAUAGGAAACUUUUGGCCGCACAAAGAAGAGGGAAUUUGAGGCCUAAUGUGGUGGUAGCCAAGGAUGGUAGCGGCCAGUUUAAGACCAUUACUGGGGCACUAAAGUCAUACCCACCAAAGCACAAAGCCAAAUACGUCAUAUAUGUGAAGGCUGGAGUGUACGAUGAAAUUGUGGAGGUUGGCAAGAAAAUGAAAAACGUUUUCAUGUACGGAGAUGGUGCUGGGAAAACUAUUAUCACUGGCAAAAAGAACUACGCCCACAUGAAAAUCACCACCUCAAAAACAGCCACAUUCUCGGCUCUUGGGAAAGGGUUCGUGGCACGAGGAAUUACCUUCCGCAACACCGCAGGUCCAGAAGGGCAUCAAGCGGUGGCUUAUCGUAGCCAAUCUGAUAUGUCAGCCAUUUUUGACUGCUCCAUUGAAGGAUACCAAGAUACACUAUAUUACCACACCUAUCGCCAAUUCUACCGCAACUGCGUCAUCUCCGGCACCAUCGACUUUAUCUUUGGCAAGGGGACUGCACUCAUCCAGAACAGCAUCAUCAUUGCCAGGAAACCCUUGGUACAUCAAUUCAACACCAUUACAGCUGAUGGUAAAGAGUUGGCCAAGGCCAAAGGUGGAGUGGUACUCCAGAACUGCAGAAUUGUUCCUGAAACUGCGCUUAACCCAUUGAGGUUCAAGGUAAAAACUUAUUUCGGAAGACCUUGGAAGGCUUACUCCACAACCGUGGUGAUGGAGAGCCAAAUAGGUGAUUUGUUGAGCCCUCUUGGAUGGAAGAUUUGGGAUGGGGAGAAUUUUGAGAAGACUUGUAUGUAUUAUGAGUAUAAGAAUAGCGGACCAGGUGCAAACACCUGGAGGAGGAACAGAGCCUUCAAGAAAUUUGACGUGCUUGGUCCCAUAAGAGCUCGACAUUUCACUGCUGGACUUUGGCUUGACGCAAACAGCUGGUUGCCUGCCACUGGAGUACCUUUCGCCAUUGGUUACACUAAAUAAGUAUAUGUUUGGAUGAAAUUCGUUCGGGUCGCAUGUAUACAUUUUAUUAAAUAAUAAUAAUAAUUUCAUUUAUAUUGGUUAAUUAUAUAUAUUUU